This is a messenger RNA of Dreissena polymorpha, 2118 nucleotides long. RefSeq names its product rRNA N6-adenosine-methyltransferase ZCCHC4-like. Gene Ontology annotation, biological process: rRNA methylation. The record is from RefSeq and is a predicted model, not a curated record. The transcript has 12 exons. Gene Ontology annotation, cellular component: cytoplasm; nucleolus. Gene Ontology annotation, molecular function: rRNA (adenine-N6-)-methyltransferase activity; zinc ion binding. The coding region runs from base 57 to 1493 and encodes 478 amino acids. Lineage: Eukaryota; Metazoa; Mollusca; Bivalvia; Myida; Dreissenidae.
AAAUUAUUCGUGCAGUGUAACCUCCAAUAAAAGAAAACUAAACCGCAUAUUGUGUCAUGUCUGUCAACACUGGAAACAUAGAUAUUGUUAGAGAUCUCGGAGAGAAACCUGUGCCACUGUGUCCACAUGGACCCACUUUGUUGUUCAAGCGUUACGAUGUUGCCACUGGGAGGGAGCGUCAAUUCUUUGCAUGCUCUGCAUUCCGUGACAGAAAGUCUUGUGCCUUUUUCCAAUGGGAUGACAAAGAGCCAGAUGAGCAGAAUGAUGUCAGACAGAAGUGUUUGUAUUUGCCUGCCCUCUGGCCAUCUGUUAAUCAUGCUGUGAUGAGGAAAAGAUAUUUCAAAGUUAAAAGGUUGGAUAAAGCAAAGAGGUUUCUCUGCGUCAACUGUGGAUUGCUUCUCCUGCAAAACGAAGUAGAGAAACACAAAAUUCUGGGCCAUGUCUUGCGGAAUCCCAUUCCAAAUAAAUUGUUGAAAACACCCACCCUACUGUUCUCACCAUUAGAAGACAAUAAAACAUUUGCACAAUAUCUCUUUGAUGACAGAACGGUGAACUUUGUCAUAGAGACCCUCUCAAGAAUGAAAAUCACUCAUGUGCUGUGCAUUGGAUGCCCCAGGAUUCAUGAAGCUGUUCAGAGAAGUGUAACAGACUGUGCACAGGGUUUGACAAGUCUUCUGCUAGACUUGGACCAUAGAUAUCUUCAGAUAUACUCCCCCUCUAAGUUCUGUCGGUACAACAUGAUGAACCAUCACUUCUUUGAGGCCAAGAGAGAUCGAGUUACAUAUGAGGAGUUUAUCUCUAGAACCGGCAACAAAAAGGUUGCCAUGGUUAUUGACCCUCCAUUCGGCAUCAUGGUGGAAGCCCUGAAUGCUACGCUGUGUAAAAUACAACAUGAGUGGAAGGGACAUACUGAUGAAGGGUCAGACUCUGGCAGUGCCAUGCCAGUGUUUUGGUUCUUCCCCUAUUUCAUGGAGCACAGAGUGCUGGAAACAUGCAAAACAUUUACCAUGCUGGACUACAAGGUGGACUAUGACAAUCAUGCAUUGUUCCGUGGAGAUAAGGGCAGAAAGAAGGGGUCCCCAGUGCGCAUUUUCACCAAUGUGGACCCAGGAGAUGUCCCCUUGCCAGAAACGGAUGGAUACUGGUACUGUUCUUCAUGCAAGAGGUAUAGCAGCUCAGUCAACAAACAUUGUGAACUGUGUGCAGCCUGUACCACAAAGGAUGGCCCUACGUACAAGCACUGUGAGAAGUGUGAACGCUGUGUAAAGCCAUCCAGGGUCCACUGUGAGACUUGUAACAUCUGUGAUAUACCCUCACACUGCUGCUCUGAUGUGAGGAAAAAAGGUUGCCAUAUAUGUGGAAGUCUUGAUCACAAACGCCGGGAUUGUCCCGUGAAAACUGAAGACAGAAGGCCAACAUUGAAGAGAGGUCACAGCCAGUCUUUCCAGACAAGUCAUGCAAAGGUUCAGGGAAAAAAGAAGAAAAGAAGAUAAAACAAGAACAUAUUGCUAAAUUUAUAUUAUUUCUAUUUGUUAAUUAUUUUUCUGGAGAAGCCUCCAAAGCAAUUCACCACAAGACUGAUUUUGGAAUAAGCGUCUUAAUUUUUAGCUUGGCUGUUUUCGGAGAAAACCCGAGGUAUUGUCAUAGCCAACUCAUCGUGUCCGCCGUCUGUGUCAAGGUUUGUUAAGGUUUUGAACAUUGGCUCUAAAAUCAAAGUGCUUCAACCUACAACUUUGAAACUUCAUAUGUAUAUGCACCUUGAUGAGUUUUACACGCCACACCCAUUUUGGGGUCACUAGGUCAAAGGUCAAGGUCACUGUAAUGCUGUCAAGCUUUUAUUUAUUCAAAACUGCACCCGCAGCCGAGCGUGGCACCCGCUAUGCAGUGCUCUUGUUAUAUCAUUGUUGUAUUGCAAGUGUUGUUAACACUCACUGUGGCAUUAUGUCAUACAUUAGCAAUUGUUCUUAACUUGUUUUAUGGAACUGAAACUACUUGUAGUUUUUAAAUGUAUAGGAAAACAAACCAGCUUUAUUUCUACAUGAAUGUCCUAAUGCGUUUAUUUAUUUCAACAUAUACGGUAAGAUGUGCCUUAUGUAAUUAAAUUAUUUAACAUUUUCA